Messenger RNA from Artibeus jamaicensis (Jamaican fruit-eating bat), 3429 nucleotides. It is a transcript of the gene ASCL4, whose product is annotated as achaete-scute family bHLH transcription factor 4. Gene Ontology annotation, biological process: developmental process; regulation of transcription by RNA polymerase II. Bases 610 to 1104 code for a protein of 164 amino acids. Lineage: Eukaryota; Metazoa; Chordata; Mammalia; Chiroptera; Phyllostomidae. The transcript has a single exon. Gene Ontology annotation, molecular function: DNA-binding transcription factor activity, RNA polymerase II-specific; protein dimerization activity; RNA polymerase II transcription regulatory region sequence-specific DNA binding. The record is from RefSeq and is a predicted model, not a curated record.
UAAGUUUGCAAACAGUCUAAAAGCCCUUUCCAUUAGGCUCUGGACGCCGGAAACCACGAAGGGCAGUUCAAGUUUUGAUUUUCAAGGAGAAAGCCUCUGGUAAACUUUCGCUCAGCCGCCAGGAGGUCUGUUGGUUCCUGGGAGGAGCUCUUCUGAAUCCUCGAAGAUUCCUGUGCUCUUGAAGACCCAGAUCAGUGGAUUACAGUAAUUGUAAGCCUUAGGUGGCGUCGGAAGAUUACUCUGUUUGGGGUGCGCUCACAUUUCCAGGCUAGGGGACGGAGCGGAGGAACCCCUUUUGUUAUUUUUUGAAAGGAGAAGAUCAGAGAGGAAGACGGGGUUUUGAAGUGUGGAUUAGUGCUCCUCAUCUUCGCCUAGUACCUCCGUCUGGAACUUUAUAAAGAGAUUGAGGAGUGCAGUGAAUUUGCGAAAUCAUGCAAAGUGUCCUUGAAGCCUGUUCUGGAACGUAGCUUCUGGACCAGAAACUUCUCCCCAAACAGACCUUCCGUGCCAGGCAGUCUGAAUGGACCGUCGUCUCCGAUUUGAAGAUUUGCAACCUUAUUCCCCGGUGGGAGAGUAACUUCUUGGGUGAUCUGUUGGCUUGUCGGCGAAAUGAUGGAGAAACGUAAACCACCCGCACUGCUGACCUUGCCGUACCACCUCCACCCGGUGCCCCUGAGCCUGCCAGGGACCCUGCCCCGCCUCCCGCUGAGGGACCCUUUCAGGGUCCCCUUGCAUCUGGACGACGCGUGCUGCGCGCGGAGACGGCCCUACCUGCCCUUGCCGCUGGACGGCGCCUUCGAGCCCGCCUUCCUCCGCAAGCGCAACGAGCGCGAGCGGCAACGCGUGCGCUGCGUGAACGAGGGGUACGCGCGCCUCCGAGACCACCUGCCCCGAGAGCUGGCCGGCAGGCGCCUCAGCAAAGUGGAGACACUCCGCGCUGCCAUCGGCUACAUCAAGCACCUCCAGGAGUUGCUGGAGCGCCACGCGCAGGGGCAGGAGGGCCCAGCCGGGCCCCCGCGCAGGCCCGAAUGCAACAGCGAUGGCGAGUCCAAGGCCUCGUCGGUGCCGUCGCCCUGCAGCGAGCCCGAGGAAGGGGGCAGCUAGCGAGCGCUGGGACCCCCGCCCUGUCCCGGGCGCCCAUUGCACUGCGCGCCUUUGCAGCCUGGUCUGAGGUUCUCUCUGAAGGUCGUUGCAUUUUUAAUCUGGUUGUUCCUCCAGGGGGGGGGAAAUCGUAGGAAAAAGAAAUGAGUACUUUAAGGGGAAAAUGAUAUUGAUAUUCUAGUUGGAUUUCCCCCCCUGUUAUUGGCUUUGUGCCUGCGAUUUAAAGAUGCUUAUUAAGGAAACUUCUUCUCCUGUACUUCUCAAAUGCAAACUGCACCAGAUUCUGAGCACCUCAUUCUAAAAACUCAAACGGCAGUAACAGUGGGAAUUUCCCACCGUCAUUGGUGCGUAAAUGAUGUACAUAAAUACUGAAGUAAACCCAGCCUUAACCGAAGAAGAACUUUCCCAAAAUAAAUAAAUAAUGGCAGUUCUUAAGAUGAGAGGAACGUUUUCCUGCAUUUCUUCCUUUGGGGAUUAUAUUAGAAAUUUAAUCGGCACCAUGCACUGAGUCAAGGGGACUUGAAGCUGACACCUGACGACACCUUUGUCAGCGCGAGCCGCCAGACCAGUCCGUGCUGCUGAUGGACUAUGUGAACCGUGGGUCUAGAGAAGAUAUAGACAUUCUAUAUGUAAUACAUCCUGUUCUGUCAAGAAGUGGUUAUUGGGAAACUUCAUAGAAUUUAGCAGGUCGGAUGUUCGUGCCAAUGAUCUUUUAGGAAGAGAAUUCAGAGUUGUGUGAAAACAUUUUCUCCUUCCGUUGUUUUUGUCCACUGGCUUUUUGGUUUGGUUUGGUUUUUCCUUUUCCUUGCCCUCACAUCGUCCCUUGUAGUUCUUAUUCAACUUUUGAUUACAUUGAAGUGACGCUGUGACUUUUUUUAAAGUAAGUGCUUAGAUGGUUGAACGUGUGGACUGGGGUGGGUCCAUUUCGAACUUGCAUCACAAGGACAACUUCCAGGGGUAUUGGAAUUAUCUAGCGACUUCCUGUGGCUUGUUCUAGUCUUUUAAAAAUACUUAGUUCUGGUCGGGUUUUAUUCUCUUUGAGAAACAAUUAUAAAUCCAGAAAUAAGUAAAAAACCUGACAUGUUGUUGUGGCUCAGUUGGUUGAGCCUUGUCCCACAAAGGGAGGGGGCACCGGUUGGGGCAUAGGCCUGGGUUGCGGUCCGUCCAGGUGGGGGUGAGUUAGAGAGGCAGCCACUUGGUGUUUCUCUCUCACAUUGAUGCUUCUCUCCCUCUCUUUCUCUCUCCCUUCCCCUCUCUCUAAAAAUAAAUAAAUAAAAUCUUUUUAAAAAACCUGACACCAGAAGAUAAACUUCCUCUCUCUAUAGUUAUUUUCUAACAUGCUGAUCAUGCAGGCAGCUUUGGUCUGGGGCUGGGGAGUGGGGUUAGGAAAUACAGAAGGGGGCAGAACUGACAAGGGUGAGCUCUUUCAGAAAAUUGUUUCCCUUAACCCAACCCCCACACUGGUCUUAUGAGGUAGGUUUUAUUACCUGCUUUCUAUAGAUGUGUCAACUGAGGGAAGCUAAUAUUCAGUGAACAUCAUUUACAUGCCAAGAAUUAUACUGUGUGGGGUUUUUUAAAAACAUUUUGCUCUGCUUAAUUUUCAUAAAUCUGUGAAAUGAGUAUUACACAUAUUUUGUGGUUUGAAAAAAAAAUGAAGCUCAAAGAGAUGACUUGCGUUGCCCCGAUUAGUGUUGCUACAAUUAGUUGAGCUGAGAGCCAGUCCACGCUCUAUCUGACCCCUCAGCCCAGACUUGCUGUCUCCCUUAUCACGCCUCCCCUUUCUGUCAGCAAAUGUUACUUGACCCGUGGAAUGUCGAACCCGUGUUAGAAAGUAUAAUUACUAAUAUUCAUGAUGAGUAUAAUGGUAGUCUAUCGCUUUCAGCUGUGCGGAUAAAUGAUGAUCUUCACGACCAAACAUUCCUUUUCCUUAAGGAUGAGGGAAGAGCCUAUUAUUUGAGUGAACGAAAUGUAAGAGCCGUUUUUCUUGCUCAUCACUUAAUUCCAACCCCACACUCUCCUGUAAUAUAUCCAUUUCAGUCUCCGGGUAGGUGGUUAUUCCGUCUGGGGGGUUCGAUGGAGCAAGCCUAAGUGAGAUACAUUUACUAAUUUGCAAAAAUAAAAGGUGGGGGAAAUACCCAUAUUACUGUCCUAGGAGAGUUGGAGGAAAUACUAAUUAACCAAGUGGCUAAGAAGCUUGGGAGACUGUUUUAAGGGUGUCGGUGGGGCAGUCGUUGCAUUUCCAUUUCUUUAUUCUACUCUCUUUUCCAAAGCAGGAAUAGUAAUAAUGAAAGAGUGUAUUUUCUUUAAUCUGCACAGACUGCGAUUACU